This is a messenger RNA of Labrus mixtus (cuckoo wrasse), 2319 nucleotides long. It is a transcript of the gene kbtbd7, whose product is annotated as kelch repeat and BTB (POZ) domain containing 7. Gene Ontology annotation, molecular function: protein binding. Bases 369 to 2225 code for a protein of 618 amino acids. The transcript has 2 exons. The record is from RefSeq and is a predicted model, not a curated record. NCBI's taxonomy places the organism in Eukaryota, Metazoa, Chordata, Actinopteri, Labriformes, Labridae.
UGACACUGUUAUUUUAGCGGAGCCCUGCCUGCCUGAUACACUCAAAACAUAUGACAGCUUUAACCUGGAAAUAAUAGAAAAUUGACAAUACAGUAACUGCGAGUCUUGAGGCGUGAUUUAUCGAGUAUGUCUUAUUUAAACACGUUCAUAAUAUCGCUUGGAGACCGAGAACUGCUGGCUUCAAUGCACACAGGCGACCGUGUCUCUGUCUGAAAGGCUGGUAAUGUAUUUUCCACUGCACACGUUUGCUUUCCUUUUGUAAACGGUGUCAGCAUCAUCACACAGACCGACAAUGAAAACUGCAUGACACAAAAAUCUGGAACAGCCCCAAAAAAAAAAAAAAAAAAUCUCUCCCUGGAGUUGCAGCAAUGGCUUCAGUUCUGAGUUGCUUCAGUGGUCCCGAGGUGUUGGAGGACGUGAAUCACGCCCUGGGCUUAAUGAAGGAGUUAAAGUUGAUGUAUGACUGCCGGCUGCUCGGGGACAUUACCAUCGGAGUUGAAUGCGAAGCGGAGCAUGCUGGAGAGCCAACCAGAGGUGACAUUGAGCAACUUUUCUUCUGCAGCCGCAACGUCCUCGCAGCUGCCAGCCCGUACUUCAAAAGCAUGUUCACCGGGGGGUUGAACGAGAGCAUGCAGGAGAGAGUGGUGAUCCGGGGGGUGGACGCUGAAUCCAUGACUGUCAUCAUCGACUACUGCUACACAGGCAGUGUGACCAUCACGGAGAGCAACGUGCAGAAACUCUACUCAGCUGCCAACAUGCUCCAGCUGGAGUACAUCGGGAAAGCAUGCUCCAGUUUCAUGACACGGAGGCUUGACCUGUCCAACUGUGUUGGGAUACUGAAGUUUGCAGACACCUAUGACAACCCUGGUUUAAAGGAGAAUGCAAAGAAUUUCAUAGCCAGGAACUUCAGCCAGGUGUGUAACGGAGGAGAUCUUUGCGAACUGGAUUUGGUGCAGCUAAAGGAGCUGUUGUCUUUAAACAUUCUGGAUGUCGACUGCGAGAGAAAGGUGUGCUCGGCUGCUCUGCAGUGGAUCGAGGCGAACGCGCCGCAGAAAAGGGAGGAUGCUUUGCAGGCGCUGAAGUGUGUCCGCUGGAACUUGUUCACCGAGAAGGACAAGUGUUACCUGGAGGGCCUCGCGGUGAGACCUUUAAUCGAGAAGUACCUCGCCUCUUUCUUCGACAGGUCGACCGGGGACAGCUGCGGUGCGAGCGUGGAGGUGCCAAAGCACAGAAUAGGCGUGAGUGCGAAAGAAAUGAUCCUCUUCUUCGGCCUUCCAAACGACAACAUCAUGUGCUGUGAUCCGUACUCGGAGGAUUUGUAUUUCAUGGCUCCCCCUUUAGAGGAUCUGAGCAGUCAGGAUUACAAACGCUCCACCAUGGAGUCUUUAAUCGCCUGUGCCACACCGGAAAACAACUUGUACCUCGCCUCCCACCUCUCCAAACAUUUCUGGCUGUACAACCCUCUGCUGAACAGCUGGCAGGAGCUGGCAGAGAGGCCACUGGGGCGGAUCCACUCGGGGAUGGGCUACCUUAAUGGUCACGUGUACCUUCUGGGUGGAAGAAAUCCGGUGACAGAUGCCCGGCUGAAGGAAGUGGAGUGUUACAGCGUGCAGAGGAAUCAGUGGACGUUUGUGGCUCCUCUGCCUCAUUCUUUGGGUAAAAUGCAGGUGGUGGCGCUCAACGAUCACCUGUAUGUGGUGAACAAAAGGAGAAUGCUUUGCUACGAUCCCAGGAGGAACCGCUGGCGUCACUGCGGCUCGCUGAGGAGGGACAAGCUGCACAAGGCGUGCGUCUUUCAGGACCAAAUCGUGUGCGUGUGCGACAUCCCCGUGGUGAAAGCCUACAGUCCCGCCAGAGGAGAGUGGAAGAGGCUGGGCGACAUUCCCAUCGACAGCCGGGCCUUGAAUUACCAGGUGAUCCAGCACAACAGCAAGCUGCUCCUCCUCACUCAGACUCUCCUGCAGCACAACAAAAACCGGGUCCUCAUCCAUGAAUACGACCAAGCAAGAGACACGUGGAAGAGCGUCAUGGCGGUGUACGUGUCCACCCUAGGGCCGGUGUGCGUUUCGACACGCGUGUACCCGGCGUGCCUCGGCUCGGCACACAGCUUCUCCACAGAGGAGGACGACGACAGCGGCUCCAGUGCGGACUGGGACUUUGACGGGUUGACGGACCCGGACUCUGACUCUGGCAGCUCAAGCUCUUUCUCAGAUGAGAACUGGUAGUAAGCUAUGUCAAGAAGAAGAGUUAUUGAUACUUGAAUUGCAUUUUACAGGGUUCAGUCUUAACAGGAGAGGUCGCAGAUCCACCCUUUUUUUC